AGUCGCUGCGUCACUGAGGACACGUAACGGGACGGCCCGAAUCCCGCACACACACACGCACACACGCACACACACCGGGUGGUCGGGGGCAGAGAAGAGACCCAGCAGGACCAGCAGCGGAAACCUCCCGAACCGAGACGCCUGAAGCUAUCAAUUCCUGACAACUAUUGACACAUAGGACCUGCACAUCUGAUAAAGCAAAAUGGUGUUCAGAGGAACAAUAUCAGACGCUCCGGACUUCGACGCCAGUGCUGAUGCCGAGGCCCUGUACAACGCCAUGAAAGGCAUUGGCAGUGAUAAAGACGCCAUCUUGGACCUGGUCACCUCUCGAAGCAACGCCCAGCGGCAGGAGGUCAUUUCAGCGUACAAAAGCAGCUUUGGAAAGGACCUGAUUGACGAUCUGAAAUACGAGCUGACGGGGAAGUUUGAACGCCUCAUUGUCAGCCUGAUGAGAACACCGGCCUACCACGACGCCAAAGAAAUCCACGACGCAAUCAAAGGAGCUGGAACGAAUGAGAGAUGUCUGAUUGAGGUUCUGGUAUCUAGAACCAACAAGCAGAUACACGACAUGGUUGCAGCAUACAAGGAUGCUUAUGGCAGAGACUUGGAGGAGGACGUCAUCGCAGACACUUCGGGUCACUUUAAGAAGAUGCUGGUUGUUCUCCUGCAGGGGACCAGAGACGAGUCAGGAGUGGUGAAUGCAGACCUGGUGGAGCAGGACGCACAAGACCUGUAUGAAGCAGGAGAAGCGCAGUGGGGGACCGACGAGGCCAAAUUCAUCAUGAUCCUGGGAAACCGCAGCGUGACCCACCUCCGCAUGGUCUUUGAUGCUUAUGAGAAGAUUGCAGAGGUGUCCAUUGAGGACAGCAUUAAGAGCGAGCUCUCCGGAGACUUCGAGAGGCUCAUGCUGGCUGUUGUUCAGUGCAUCAGGAGCGUCCCCAUGUUCUUUGCCAAGCGUCUCUACAAGUCAAUGAAGGGUCUCGGAACGGCUGACAACACUCUGAUCCGGAUCAUGAUCUGUCGCUCUGAAAUCGACAUGUUGGACAUCCGGGAGUGUUUCCGUCUCAGAUAUGAGAAGUCUCUCUACAACAUGAUCAAGGACGACACGUCUGGGGAUUAUAAGAGGACUCUGCUCAACCUGUGUGGAGGAGACGAUGACUUAGCUGGAGAGUUCUUCCCCGAAGCUGCUCAGCUAGCCUACAAGAUGUGGGAAAUAAGUUCCAUGACCAAAGUGCAGCUGAGGCCCACAGUCCGUCCAGCGUCUGGUUUCGACCCAGCUGCCGACGCCCAGGCACUGAGGAAAGCCAUGAAGGGAUUCGGAACGGAUGAAGAUGCCAUCAUUGACAUAGUAGCACAGAGAAGCAAUGCUCAGAGGCAGGAGAUCAGACAGACCUUCAAAUCUCUGCUCGGCCGUGAUCUGAUGAAGGACCUCAAGUCUGAACUGUCGAAGAACCUGGAGAGGCUGAUUAUCGGCCUCAUGCUGACCCCUGCUGAGUUCGAUGCCAAAAUGAUGAGAAAGGCGAUGGAGGGAGCUGGGACGGACGAGCACGCCCUCAUCGAGAUUCUGGUUACCAGGAACAACGAACAAAUACAAGCCAUGAACGCUGCCUAUAAGGACGCCUACAAGAAGUCCCUGGAAGACGCCAUUCAGUCCGACACUUCAGGACAUUUCUGUCGCAUCCUCGUUUCUCUCACACAGGGUGCGAGAGAGGAGGGCCCUGCAGACAUGGAGAGAGCCUUGGCUGAUGCACAGGAACUCGCAGAUGCAUGCAAUGCAGACUCUGACGACAUGGAGAUGAAGUUCAUGAGCAUCCUGUGCACCAGGAGUUUCCCCCAUCUCAGGAAAGUUUUCCAGGAGUUUGUCAAAUGUUCUAACAAGGACAUCGAACAGAUUAUCAAGAAGGAAAUGUCAGGAGAUGUGAAGAAUGCAUUUUAUGCAAUAGUUCGCAGUGUGAAGAACCAGCCGUCCUAUUUUGCAGAUCGUUUGUACAAAGCCAUGAAGGGUCUUGGUACAGACGACCGGGCGCUGAUCCGCAUCAUGGUGUCCCGCAGCGAGGUGGACCUCUUCAAUAUACGCAAAGAGUUCAAGGAGACGCACGACGCCUCCCUCCAUGAAUUCAUCCAGGUAGAAACAAUGAUUGGCGAUACCUCAGGAGACUACCCUGCUGAGAAAACCCUGCUGAUCCUCUGUGGAGGGGAGGACUGAGCCUGCCGCGUCCCUGCAGCUUUACCCACGGCCUCGAGCGACCGCAAGACAAAAUCUGUCCACUGAGUGAAACUGUGGUUGUUUAGCGUCAGUGUCUUUCAAUGUCCCCAUUAUCAAGCCAAACCAAGUGACCUAUGACCUCUCAGCCUCACACGCCAGUUUUCCUUUGCUCUAACUUUCCCUGUCAGACAGGAGGAGAUCUGUCUGUCCUUUUUCCUUCAUUUCUUUAUUCUUCUUUUUUUUUUUUUAUGACACAGAACUUCUGUUUCCCUGUAGCGUUGAAAGAGGCUUCACAUACAGCUCAAGCAGUGCCUUCAGGUUGUAGGCCAUCCAACAAGUACUGUGACUAUA
Salarias fasciatus (jewelled blenny) is the source of this 2557-nucleotide messenger RNA. RefSeq names its product annexin A6 (gene anxa6). Gene Ontology annotation, biological process: mitochondrial calcium ion homeostasis; calcium ion transport; apoptotic signaling pathway. Bases 203 to 2206 code for a protein of 667 amino acids. The transcript has 25 exons. The record is from RefSeq and is a predicted model, not a curated record. Gene Ontology annotation, molecular function: calcium-dependent phospholipid binding; phosphatidylserine binding; calcium ion binding. NCBI's taxonomy places the organism in Eukaryota, Metazoa, Chordata, Actinopteri, Blenniiformes, Blenniidae. Gene Ontology annotation, cellular component: nucleus; cytoplasm; plasma membrane.